AUGUCGCAACACGUGCUGCCGCACACGGUGCGCAUCAAGCGCAAGAGACAGGAUGAGCCGGUGGAGACGCUGCAUGUCCACCACACGCCGCAGGACGACCCCAAGAAGCGCCGUUUCACCCUCGACCAACCAGCCUCGUCCUACCCGGCCGUGUUCAGACGCGUCCUGCAGCAGGAUCCUGCCGUUGCGGGUGCCUCCUCCACCUUGGACGGCUCGACGUCCAGUCUUGCAGCGGCAGGUCCCACAGCGGCCCCCACUGCCACCACCUCCUCCGGUCCAGUCUCAGCAGCAGCUACUGCUGCUAACGACAGCAGCGCGGCCCCCUCAAGGACCGAUAGCCUUUCCUCAAUACCCUCUUCUUCGGAUCGGAAGAUCCUGGCGCCAGCCCCGGCGACCCGUCGCUUCCACCUCUCCACCAAGUCCGCGCCGAGCCGCUCGUCGAGCCCCGGCGGCUCGCUCCAGAAGCGCAAGAAUGUCGCAACGCUCGUGGAAUCCAAGCCGAAGAAGACGAGGACCGCAGGCGGGCCGGAAGUCGCCGAGUACGUCGCUCAGAAGGCAGCAGCCGGACGCGACGGCAGCGGGCACGAUGUCGAGAUGCAAGUGGACCAUGAACAGCCGGCUGUAAGCGCGCAGCCCACCACUCUCAAACGACCGGGGAGGACGGCGAGGAGCGCGAGCCCGGCCAUCGACCGCGGCACGAACGGUGCUACCACCACUACCGCAACCGCUACUGCGGCCGCCGCGGCAGGCAACGGCGAUGCCGGCAAGUCUGGCAAGGCUGCCGUCGACCUCGGCCUGCUCUCCGAGAUGCAGAAGUUCGCGCAGGAGGUCGAGCACGCCGAGGAGCGGAAGGAGAAACCCGCCCCCUCGACGCCUGCCAAGCCGACGCCCAUCUACCCACCGACCCUCGCCUCGCCGCCGUCGCAUCAGAAGCUCAAGUUCCAGCCCAAAGCCACGCCGCGCUUCCGCGACCGCCAUCCGGAACGGUUCGCGAACAACAACGGUGCUGCGACGGCGGCCAUGGACAUCGAUAAUCACCACGCAGAGUCGGACUCGGACGACGACGACGGCGACUACGUAUACGACACGUACAUCCGCUACGACGGCCCGCCCGACACGGUCAUCGACAACGCGACGGCCGCCACCGCGCUCCCGCCCGACAUCGGCGUGCUCGUCAUCAACGUCGAGGAGCAGCCGCUGUGGGAGGCGUACCUCGAGCAGAAUCCCGCCGCCGAGGACAGCGACAAGGAGUUCGACACGGAUGACGAGGACGAGAAUGCUGAAGAUUUCUACGCGAACGAGUACCCGGAGGACGAGGUCGCGAGCGACGACGAGAGGGACGAGGGCGCGUACCGGUACAGAGUCGCGGCGAGUGAUGAGGAGGAGUGGGGCAUGUAUAGCGAUGAAGAGGAUUUGGGGAGGCCUUGGGGACGGAGGCCGGCGUGGCUGAAGGGCGGGAGUGGGGAUGAGAGGAACGAUAGUGACUGA
Molecule: messenger RNA, 1488 nt
Organism: Lasiodiplodia theobromae
Lineage: Eukaryota; Fungi; Ascomycota; Dothideomycetes; Botryosphaeriales; Botryosphaeriaceae
Exons: 1
Coding region: 1-1488 (495 amino acids)
Biological process (GO): protein import into nucleus
Cellular component (GO): cytoplasm
Source: RefSeq, a predicted model, not a curated record